Messenger RNA from Schistocerca gregaria, 1801 nucleotides. RefSeq lists its product as uncharacterized. The transcript has 3 exons. NCBI's taxonomy places the organism in Eukaryota, Metazoa, Arthropoda, Insecta, Orthoptera, Acrididae. Gene Ontology annotation, biological process: regulation of DNA-templated transcription. The record is from RefSeq and is a predicted model, not a curated record. Gene Ontology annotation, molecular function: sequence-specific DNA binding; zinc ion binding. The coding region runs from base 7 to 1146 and encodes 379 amino acids.
GUCUAUAUGAUCAAAUGCAUCAAUCAACGUAUGUUAACUGAGAUCGCUGAACAACAAUUGCAGAUGGAAACAGGUUCGUCAUCUGCUUACUACAACAGCACGGUCCAGCUUCACAAAAACGAGGCACCCAACUCAAAAUCACUACCUACAUACGUCAAACACAUGAAUAACGCAACAAGAAUGCAGGACCUGUCUUCUCGUACGUUUUCUGAAAUGAUCGACGAAACGCCAUUGGGACAGGAAGGAUACGCCAACGAAUCUAUCACCGAAAUGAUCACGGACGAACCUAGGUCGCUAUCGCCAGAUUCUUUCUCAUCGAGUUCCAGAGAAGACGAGGAAUUCGCUACCGCCAUUCUGCACGCCAUCGAAUGCGGAUCGUUUUCUCCAAGAAAUUAUCAGUUGGGUGAGUUGGUCAAUCCCCAUCUACAAAAAAGACAACGAAAAAUCGCUACAUCAAACGCACACGCUACAGCAAGAAAGAAGAGGCUGCCAACGGUAUCCUCUCACUCCAGAGAGUCCGUGGCCCUGUCCUGGAAUGACGCAUUUGCUCAGCCCAGUAACUAUGCCAGGUCGACCUUCCACGGACAAGAAGGUGCGCCUUCGGGCAGAAGGACCACAACUUCGAUGAGCAGUGCUCCCUCUUAUCACCUGGAAGGGUCCCUAUCGAGUCACAGAAGAGGAAAGCCCCUUGAUAACGUCACAUUGCCGAUGCCAAUACCGAAUUCUGAAAACCGCUAUAAUUUUCCCGUUGGUACUUCGAGUAUGUCUACGCCCGAGACGCUUCCUACUGCAUCUAGCUCUUCGUCGUCCAAGAAGCACCGACGAACUCCUCGCGCGAGACCGGAGAACCAUCAAUGCCCAAACUGCCAUACGCUGGAUUCUCCUUUAUGGCGCAAUUGCAUGAUAAGAGGCAAGUUGUUACAUUUAUGCAAUUCCUGUGGAUUACGCUACAAAAAACACAAAUAUUGUCCUUACUGUUACGUCGUUUAUUACGAUGCAGAAACAAACACGCACGACUGGUGUCAGUGUGUCAUAUGCCACAACUGGACCCACAGGCAGUGCAUCAUCAACGCCGGCGCCUCGAAGUCGAUAAACCUGGACUCCUACCGAUGUAUAAAUUGCUUCCAACAAUCGGACUUCGAGUGAGAAGAAACGCCGCACCCUCGGCCCAUACAUAAUGGGGGUGUGUAUAGAUGCAUACAGUGGGCCUAUAUGUCAAGCUCAAUCAAUUGACCUUCCCUCGUUCUUUGGCGAUGAGCGAACUGAUAGAAAGCGCCUUUCUUUUGGUUCGUCUGCGUUCAAGACAGAAUUCUGUUCGCGCGUGUUUUGCGUAAGCUUUGCUCUCAGACUAUAUAUAUGUGAUAUAUAUAUAUUGUGCCUUGUAUAUGUACAUCUUUCGACACAAAUCCUUGGUUUCUUCUGGUUUUGUGUCGGCCUAGCCAAGGAAAGAGCUUAAGUUUCGAUGUAACGCGCUCUGCUGGUUUGUAUUAUUUAUGUCUUGUAAUAUAGUCCCUUUAAUAGACUGGAGGAGUGGAAUUUUUUUUUUGGAGAUCAUUUGGCGAUGUGGUCGUUUAGCCCUUCGUCGAACAAUUGUUCAAGUGCCCCGUCUUGGACGUAUAUGGUCGAGUUGAUAGCGCUGGAUUGUCUUCUUGCCAAUAUUUGUGAUCUGAUUUUGUUGAGCGUUUCUGGAGCUACGAACGACUCCGGUUGGGUUUGGUCGUUUAGGUCUAUGUCAUGUAGAGUGAUGGCGUAGUUGUCUGGGUAGUUGUCGCUUCUGGUUUCUUUUGAAGGGGGGUUGGUG